UUGACAGCUUCAUUGGAUUCAACAUGGCAACUAAAGCGGUGAAAGGUGCAAAGCAAACCAAAGAAACCGAUAAAAAAGGAAAUAAGAAAAACGAUGAAUUACCUUUAGUGGAAGAAAAGAAAGAAGAUAGUCCCACUGAAGGAGAAUGUAAUGACACACCAGAAACUGUUGAAACAGAAACUGUCGAGGAGCCACCUCCACCAAAGGAGCCGACGCCUGAGCCAGAUUACGAUGAACCAACUUUAUCAGAGCUCAUCAUCGAAUGUUUUGAGGGUGAGAAAUCAAGAGGACUCUAUGAAGGGGAGGGCAAGGCUUCAUUUGCAGGCGGACACUGCUAUAUUGGCCAGUUUUCUGAAGGUUUGAUGCAUGGCAAAGGGAUGUAUGUCUGGGCAGAUGGUGUUGUCUAUGAGGGGGAAUUUUGCAAAAAUCAGGUGACAGGAAAGGGAGUAUACAAGUGGCCAGAUGAAAGCACAUAUGAAGGUGAAGUGUUGAAUGGAAAGCGACAUGGCGUUGGAGCGUUCCGAUGCCCUGACAAUUCUAUGUCCUACAGCGGAGACUGGUGUGAUGGGAAGCGUCAUGGCAAGGGCAGAAUGGAUUAUGACCCCAAUGGCCGUUCAUACUUUGAGGGUGACUGGGUGUACAACAUUCGACAUGGUUUGGGGACACGUCAGUACCCGUCGGGGAAUGUCUACCAGGGCAUGUGGUUCAACAAUGUCCGCCAUGGUGAAGGUACGAUGAAGUGGCUGGACAGGAACCAGAUCUACACCGGGCAGUGGGAGAACGGUAUACAGCAUGGUAUGGGUCAACACAACUGGCUGCUGCAACGUGUGCAGGGAUCGCAGUACCCGCUGCGCAACAUGUAUGAUGGAGAGUUUGUCAAUGGACUGAGGCAUGGUUUUGGUACCUUCUAUUACGCUAACGGAGCGAGGUACGAAGGCUACUGGAAGAACAACAUGAAACACGGCAAGGGCAAGUUUACAUUCAAGAAUGGCCGGAUCUAUGAAGGCAUGUUUGAGAAGGACCACAUUGUUGAGUACCCAGACUUCAAUGUAGAUGGCGUCACUACUCCAGACAUCACUGCCAUUCGGACCAGAACACCAUUACCAUCAGACAACGUGAGCAUGCACAGCAACGAGAGUCGCAACACCAUCAGCCCCAGCUUCCAGCUGGAGAUCAACCAUCUCCUGGCAGAGUUCACUGACAUAGACCGGGAGGAGGAGCUCAAUCAGGUGAUGUAUGUGACAAUGCGACAUGUGACCAGUCUGAGGAAGGUGUACAACUACUACAGUUGCCUUGGUUACGAGGAGAGCCCGGACAACACAUUCAUCAUGAACAAGAUGCAGUUCUGGCGCUUCCUCAAAGACUGUCAGCUGCACCAUGAAGAUGCCACACUCAUGGACAUGGACAGAGUGAUAGGCCUGGGCUACAGCAAACCCACAUAUUCCCUCCACAAUCCCUACGAACGCAUCCUGCAGAGAGAGUUUCUAAACUACCUCAUCAUCCUGGCGUUCCAUCUGUUCCAUGAAGAGCAUGAUGGUUCUUCUCCGGUCCUUGCCUGGUGUAUGUCUAAACUCAUUCAGGAAAAGGUUCUGCGUAAUUCCUGCAAUGUGAAAGGUAACAUUUACUAUGAGACCCGCAGAUCUGUGAAUGCCCUCGUACACAUGGACCAGGCUUACGAGGUUUACCAAUCAGUCUGCAAACACAGGGCGGCCAAGCCCAAAGAGCCAUCUCUGAAGAUGAGACAGUUCCUUUUCAUGAUACAGGACUUGAAGCUCAUCAACUCCGACCUGACACCCCAGGCUAUCCUGGAGGUCCUAGCCUUGGAUGACCCUAAAGUUGCUGAUGGAGAAGGCUGCUACAACCUGGAGCUGGAGAUGACCUUCCUGGAGUUUUUCGAGGCUCUGGUCGGAUGUGCCCAGGUGUAUGUGACAGAACAAGUGGUCAAAGAUCCCUCAACCCCACGCCCCAGCACUGUCAUGACACAGGAGCAGAGCAUGUACUCCGUCCCUGCCUCACCAUCCAGACUCACCAGUCAGGCUGGCAUGGAUGAUUCUGGGGACACCGUUGCUCAAGCUACCCCCCACCAAACCCCUCAUGGAGGAUCCAACACCCCAGCUGCCUCCCCGUCUCGGGCACAGUCCUCAGGGGCAGGGACAGCCAAGACAGGGGGAGAGGGAUCUUCAAAAGCCAUAGAUGCCCAGCAGUCCAGCAGUGUCAACCUGGGAUUGACCUCAGACCGAGGUCAUCAGGGCACCAGUCACAGUCACCAUGACAGCGCCAAAGGAGAUGUGACCCCUCUAGCUGACCAACAGAAGAGUGCAUCCUUCAUCAGUAACCAUACCAACGGCACAGAAGAGAAUGCAGCUCUCGUCCAGAGUUCUGUCUCCAUGGCAGCGCACACAGAACCAUCAGCAGAGCAUCCUGAAGGUGUAGGUGAUGAUCAUGCUGAUGGUGCUGCUGAGGACCACGAGGUGGAGGUGGAGGUGGAACUGGAUGAGGCAACUAGACUCUUCAACUUCUGGACACACCAGAUACACAUCUUCUUUGUUCGCAAGUUCUUCCCAGCAAGCGAAAAAUUAGCCAACCUCAAGCGUCUAGUUGAAAAGCGACAGUUGGACGAAUCCAAAAUGAGGCUGAUGACAAUUAAUGCAUCCCGGAUCCACCAGUCCGACACAGAAAAAUCCCAAGCCUAGAGUCCAGAUGUUGGUGCCAUCAAUAGAGAGACACAACAUAUGUUUACUGUUAUGUUAGACAGUAUGGAUUUCAGCUAAAAAAUUGUGGAAUUAUUAAUAAGAUAUAUCUGAUGGAGUUUUUUACCUGAAUUGAUUCUGAAUCAAUGAAGGAUUCAGAAAGAUGAACUUCAUACAGUAUGAUUAAUGAAAUUGAUGAAGAAUUUUUAUGAAAUGCUGUAUACAAAUGAAAUGAUACCGUCCAUUUGAUAUUUACUUCUUGUUAAGAAGGAACUGUGAUAUAUAUUAUAUAUGUGUGUAUUUGUUUUGUUUUUUGUAUAAACAUGCUGGAGUGUUUAUUUCUUGGAUUGCACAUAAUCGACUCAAUUUUAUGCAUGUCCAGUCCUUCUGCAGAUGAACUGAUUUAGACUUUCAAUGCAGAUCAAGAACAGACUUUGAGAUUCUCUAGUCCUAAAAACUGAGUAAUCGUAUCUUUGUCACAAUAGUUGAUUUAAAUAGGACGGGGCUAACAAUGUGUGACCUGGUUUUGAUAUUCAGGGGUCCCGAGCCUUGAGUCCCCUGUCCUAGUCACAUCAGCUAAUUCAUAUAGGACAGGGUGACAAUAUGUGACCUGGUUUGGAGACUCGGGUCCUAAGCCUUGAAUAAUGGUGUCUUAAAGAGAGAAAAAUGUUGAAACAGAAAAUAUUGACAGUUGUCCUGCAUAUAUGAUGAGUGAAGUAUCUCCAUGCAUAUUUUUGAGAAAUUGUAAUUCAAUGAAUAAAUCAGAUUGUGAU
This is a messenger RNA of Haliotis rubra (blacklip abalone), 3463 nucleotides long. RefSeq names its product radial spoke head 10 homolog B-like. The transcript has 20 exons. Bases 24 to 2693 code for a protein of 889 amino acids. The record is from RefSeq and is a predicted model, not a curated record. Lineage: Eukaryota; Metazoa; Mollusca; Gastropoda; Lepetellida; Haliotidae.